AAUGUUACUGCUGUCAUCUUUAGUUGGAUAUACAAAAUAACGUGAAUCUAACCUAUAAUAUUUGGUUUGCUUCGCACGUGUUAUUGUCUAAAAAGCGUGUUUAAAACAUUUAUUUAUAAUUGCAAUAACAUUUAGUCUUUCUCUAUCUCUUUCUCAUAAUUGAAUAGCAGUAAAGUAAAAUGCAGCACGAUGACGUUGUGUGGAGUGUUAUCAAUAAAUCAUUUUGUUCCUUCAAAGUAAACACAAAAACACAGCGAUUUUGCAGAAAUGAGUUCAAUCUUACUGGUUUAUGCAGCAGAGCUGCAUGUCCUCUUGCAAACAGUCAAUAUGCUACGAUUAGAGAAGAAAAUGGUAUUAUUUAUCUUUACAUGAGAACAGCAGAGAGAAUACAUACACCUAAAAAUAGUUGGGAGAAAAUUAAGCUAUCUAGGAAUUUUGAAAAGGCGAUACAUCAAAUUAAUGAAAAUCUACUUUACUGGCCUGGUUUCAUAAAAGCAAAAUGUAAGCAAAGGUUUCUCAAAAUCACGCAGUACCUUAUUCGUAUGAGAAAGUUUAGGUUAAGACGGCAGAAGAAAAUUGUACCGCUUCAGAGAAAGAUUGAAAGAAGAGAACGACGUAGAGAAGAAAAGGCUCUGACUGCUGCAAAACUAGAAAAUGCAAUCGAGAAACAGCUCAUGGAGAGAUUGAAAAAGGGCAUGUAUGAGGGUAUUUACAAUUUCCCACAAAAAGUGUUUGAUAAAGCUGUUGAGGCUGUUGAAGUUGAAGUAGAAAGUGAGGCAGAAAACGAGCAAGAAGAAGAGCAGGAGAGAGAACUCGAGAAAGAGGUGGAGAUAGAAUUAGAAGAUGAGAGAGAAAUUGAACAAAAUGGUCCAGAAUAUAUCGAAGCUGAUAGUGAUGAUGACUACGAAGAUGAUGAUGACGAUAUUGAAGAAUUUUCCAUGGAUGAAGAUAGUGACUCUGGACAGAAGGAAGAAAUUAAAUUAUCAGACAGCUUUGAAGCUAGUGAUAUUGAGGAUUUAAUCAAGCCGUCUACAAGUAAGAAGACCAAAGGACCGAAAGUUGUCAAAAAAGGAAAAACGCAUAAGAAACCACGAGCAAGAGUAGAAAUUGAAUAUGAAAUAGAAGAGGAGACACAGCAAAAUAAACGGGCGCGUAUAGCACAAUUGUAGUAUAUAUAUAAUUAUCUUUGUAAUAAAAUUACAUAAUUCUAUACAUUA
Molecule: messenger RNA, 1217 nt
Organism: Monomorium pharaonis (pharaoh ant)
Lineage: Eukaryota; Metazoa; Arthropoda; Insecta; Hymenoptera; Formicidae
Gene: Rbm13
Product: protein MAK16 homolog
Exons: 7
Coding region: 180-1169 (329 amino acids)
Biological process (GO): maturation of 5.8S rRNA; maturation of LSU-rRNA
Cellular component (GO): nucleolus; preribosome, large subunit precursor
Source: RefSeq, a predicted model, not a curated record